Molecule: messenger RNA, 1642 nt
Organism: Dioscorea cayenensis subsp. rotundata (Guinea yam)
Lineage: Eukaryota; Viridiplantae; Streptophyta; Magnoliopsida; Dioscoreales; Dioscoreaceae
Product: E3 ubiquitin-protein ligase APD2-like
Exons: 10
Coding region: 189-1454 (421 amino acids)
Source: RefSeq, a predicted model, not a curated record
AAAAUGAAUAACAUUUAUUAAGAACUUUCCCACACAUUUCAAACAGCAAAACAGUGACAUCUUCAGCAACCAAACAGUCUCAGCGCGCUUGACUGCUCGGUAAACCAACCCAGAAAAGCAAUGCGCCUUCAUCCUCACAUCCUCCAUGUCUACCGAGAUCGGCGAGGACGCUCCGGCCAACCCUCAGGAUGGAGGAACAAGUAGAAGCCAUCAACAACCACCUAGCACCUCAGCUUCGCAUCCCCUAUCGGUUGCGCGUGGCCGUCGCUGACGUCUUCUUCUCAGAUGGUAGAGACGGUGAUGAUACUUGUUCCUGUCUUGUCUCCCUCAUCAUCUUGUGCUUCUUCGUGUCGUUGAUAUUGAUACUCGGCUUCUUUAGCUCUUUUGACCUCGUUCUGGGCCCUAACAGCUCUCGUCUUCUCCGAUCUAACUCGUUCUUGGUGCAGGAUGUCCAGGUGAAAGCUGUUUCAGGACCCAAGCAUGAGCUGAUGCUCUAUGGAUUUUCAGAUCCUCCACCGCUUGACAUCAAUGUCGCAUGGUCAGAAUCCCACGAUUCCUCAGUUCCUCCUAAUGCUCAAAAGGCGUGGGUAUAUUAUCUUAAUCAGGGUGCUCAUAUCAACAUCUCCUACAGUAUCACACCACAAGGCCUUUAUCCUCUGAUCUUAGUGAUCGCCCAAGGCAGAGAAAGCCUUAGCCGAUGGAUUGAAGAUCCAUCAGAUCCAAAUGUUACACUGUUUUGGAAGUUAAUUGAUGGAACUGGUAUCGUUCACCAGGAUAUUGUAGAACCCUCUGAUCACUACAUAGCAGUUGCUAACCUAAACCAGAUCAAAAUGGAGGUGCAAUUGCGUUUUGGAAUUCAGGCUCUUUUUUAUAAUACAUCAGGUGCAUACUUUAAAUGCUCACUGCACCACAAACAAUGUGAUUGGAAGCUGUUCUUUUUACAGGAAAACUCUGCAAUCUUGACCACAUCACAGGAUGAUGCUAAUAAUGAGUGGUACGUGAGACUGUCAUACGGACCACGCUGGAGUAGUUAUUUUAUUUGUUCAGGCGUGGUGACCCUAUCCAUUUUCAUGGUCUACAAGAUAGUUGUUACCUUACAAUCGAACUCUACUGGUGAAGGUACACCACAGGUGGCAGAGGGUGUAACAGAGACAACAUCGCUGCUCGCAGGUGAAGACAUUGAUGAUCAGAGCUUGGGUUCUUCAUAUGAUUCAGUUUCCAAUGAUGAAGAAACUGACCAACUCACGGCAUUAUACUUGCCGAUAGAUGGUGAGAGUGAAAAGCACCAAUGCCUUUGUAUGAUCUGUGGUAAUGCUCAGAAGGACUGCUUCUUCCUCCCUUGUGGCCAUUGUGCAACAUGUUUCACUUGUGGAAAUAGGUUACUGAAUAAUGGUGACACUUGCCCUGUCUGCCAGAGGAAUACAAAGAAAUUGAGGAAAAUUUUCUCAGCUUGAAGUGCACAGUGCACCGUUGGAGAAGAAAUGAUGUGCAUGGCAAGAGAGAUUUAUUAUUAUUAGUGUUUCUUUUGUGUACUUGAUAUGGGUGUCCAGCAUUGUUUAGCAUAGUGUUUUUGCUGGUGGAAUCAGAGUUUUGUUUAAAUUGUAACUGCGGUAAGAUAUGGAAGGAAGACCGUUAGUUUGUA